Molecule: messenger RNA, 627 nt
Organism: Emiliania huxleyi CCMP1516
Lineage: Eukaryota; Haptophyta; Isochrysidales; Noelaerhabdaceae
Exons: 2
Coding region: 1-627 (208 amino acids)
Source: RefSeq, a predicted model, not a curated record
AUGUGCGGGGGCAGGGCGCGCGCGGCAGAAUACGUUCCGAUCAUCAAGGGCUCCAAAGACUGCAAGCCAUCGUGCAAGGCAGGUCUCGACCCCAACUACAAGCAGAUAUGGCGCGACUCUGGUGUGCGCCACCUCGGCGGGUUCAACGAGCCAGAUCUGCACGACAAGCUCCCUGCCAAGAGGGCAGCGGAGCUCUGGGUGCAAGUGCAAGAGAUUGCAGAGGAGUUCGACCCUCCGUUGGUGCUCUUUUCGCCGCAGCUGUGUGUUCGCUACUUCGAUGGCAAUCCAUCACCCUGGCUAACACAUUUCCUGGGCAACUGCAGCGUCAUCGAGGGCUGCGACCCGGACAAAAUUAAGUACAUCGGCUACCACUACUACUCAAACUCUAGGGAGGAAGUGUUCACCGAACUGGCCGAUCGAAUCGCACGUUUCUACGAAUCAUUUGGCAAGAAGCUGUGGAUCACCGAGAUGGCAGUCGGUUUUGCCAAACAAGGCCGGCAGGUCCAGGACGAAUGGAUGUCCAAGACGCUGCUGGCGCUCGAGACGGACGACAGGGUGUUUCGGUACACGUGGUUUGCGACACGCAACCCGGUUGACCGCCCCCUCCGCAUGGAUGCUCUCCCGUGA